AUGCGAUUCAUCCGAAACAUUGUGUCCUCCAUCCUACUGGGCUUGGCAGCGGCAGCAUACGACCCGGCACUCGACUCGGAAUGCGCCAGCGACGGUAUCUGCCUGUCGUCGUUUAAAUGGUGCAGAUACGACGCCUUCAACCCCUCUGGCGAUGAUUGCGACUGGCCACAGGGCGCCAGCUCAUUGUGGGCAAGCGGCGCCGGCGCGAGGACGGCCCUCUUAGAGUCUGAGUAUGGGUACGACAUUGCAUGGCGGCAUGCGAACGGGUCGCUUCCCGUGACGAUCCGUUGGCUCAGCAGCUUGCCGGACGAGAUGCCGGGAAAGGAGGACGACCAGGGCUUGCGCACCAUCUACGCUACGAACCUGACCGCCAACAAGAAAAUGUCGGGCACGUACCGCUUCACGCCGCAGACGAUACUAGACGCGUACCGCGCGAACCCCAUGCCCGGCAUCACGAUGGAGGCGGCGUGGCUCAUGGCCCGCACCCGGCGGAACGUCAUCACCAUCUCGCAGCCGGGCGCGUCAUCGGAUGCGCCGGCCGACUCCUCGCACAACUUUCUGCUGGCGGAUGCGGAGCUCGACCAGGUACUCGCGGACAGGCGACAGGCGUCUGCGCGGGACCUGGCCGCGAGCCAGAAGAGGUGGGGGAUCGGUGUCGGCGUCGGUGUCGGGAUCGGCCUGCCGCUGGUCGUGGCGCUCACGUGGAUCGCGGCGUGUCGUAAGGCGACGGGCAGGAAGGUCUGGAGCGUGCGAUCGUCUGACAAUGUCAAGUUUGGCAGGGCGAAUGCGUGA
Verticillium nonalfalfae is the source of this 792-nucleotide messenger RNA. RefSeq lists its product as uncharacterized. The transcript has 2 exons. The record is from RefSeq and is a predicted model, not a curated record. The coding region runs from base 1 to 792 and encodes 263 amino acids. NCBI's taxonomy places the organism in Eukaryota, Fungi, Ascomycota, Sordariomycetes, Glomerellales, Plectosphaerellaceae.